AGGCGUCCGAGAGACACGAGAAAGCGAAAUUCUCUCUCUUUUGGUUUUGGUUUUAAGCUGGGGAGUCCACUGAGCUGACGAGGAGUGGAUAAGAAAAUUGUUUUUUCUCGAUCUAACAAUCCAUCCAUGUCCACCUAACAGUCUUCAUGGUUUUGAGGUGGAAGUGUGGAACUCCUCCGUUCUUACAUCAUCUUUGUCCCAUUACUAGUUCGACUCUUAACUGUUAAGUUGCCAUCAAUCGAUUGUGCGGUAAAAAAUGUCAAAUGGAAGAAACGUAUAGAGUUUUCCAUAACCUAUUAUAGUACCAAUCCUCUCUCGGAUAUUCUAUAGUUUAUCUCCUAAGGUUGAAUCUAUUGCUUAAAGGGUUUGGUCAUCCGAUUCAUACUCAGUACUCUGUAGAAGAGGAAGAGGAUGUCGUGCUUGGCUUCUUGCUGUGCAGCGUCUACUUGCGGUCUCUGCAGUUCAGUGGCAUCUGAAAUCUCAAGAAGGUCGGCGAGACUCGCUUAUUGUGGUAUAUUUGGUGCUUCUCUCAUUUUCUCAUGGAUCGUUAGGGAAGUUGCACCUCCUAUCUUGGAGAAGAUACCAUGGAUAAACACCUCUUCUCACACGAAGGAAUGGUUUCAAACAAAUGCUGUCCUUCGAGUCAGCUUGGGAAAUUUCUUAUUUUUUGCAAUAUUUGCCCUUAUAAUGAUUGGGGUGAAGGACCAAAAUGAUAGACGAGAUUCAUGGCACCACGGUGGAUGGAUAGCUAAAAUUGUGGUGUGGGCCUUGCUCAUCAUCCUCAUGUUUUUCCUUCCGAAUGUCAUCAUCACAAUUUAUGCAACGCUAUCAAAAUUUGGUUCGGGGCUGUUUUUGCUGGUUCAAGUAGUUAUGCUGCUAGACUUCACACAGUCAUGGAAUGAUGCAUGGGUAGAGAAAGAUGAACAGAAGUGGUACAUAGCUUUACUUGCAGUAUCGGUUGUGUGCUACCUUGCAGCAUUUACCUUCUCAGGAAUUCUAUUCAUUUGGUUCAACCCCUCUGGCCAUGACUGCAGCCUCAAUGUUUUCUUCAUUGUCAUGACUAUGAUCCUUGCAUUUGCAUUUGCAAUUAUUGCAUUGCAUCCACAGGUGAAUGGCAGCCUCUUGCCUGCUUCUGUAAUUUCGUUAUAUUGUGGAUAUGUGUGCUACACUGGCCUCUCAAGUGAGCCUCAAGAUUAUGCAUGUAAUGGCCUCCAUAAGAACUCUAAAGCAGUGUCUGUGAGUACCCUCAUUCUUGGGAUGCUUACAACAGUACUCUCAGUUGUGUACUCUGCUGUUCGCGCUGGAUCAUCUACGACCUUUCUGUCCCCACCAUCCUCACCCAAAUCAGGUGCAAAGGAACCACUUCUCGAAUCAAAAAAGUUGGAGGAAGGGAAAGAAAAGAAGGAUAAGGACACUGAAGCCCGACCAGUUAGUUACUCUUAUACAUUCUUCCAUCUGAUUUUUGCUCUUGCUAGCAUGUAUUCGGGUAUGCUUCUUACAGGGUGGACCAGCUCGUCAGAAAGCUCAGAACUUAUAGAUGUUGGUUGGACAUCUGUAUGGAUUCGGAUUUGCACCGAGUGGGUCACUGCAGCACUGUAUGUGUGGAACCUUGUUGCCCCUCUGAUCUUUCCUGACAGAGAAUUCUAGGAUAUGUAUGUGAAUUAUGAUCCAUGUAGUAUACUAGAUAUCUUGUUUCACUUAGGCUGUAAAUUGUUGCAACUAUUUGGGCUAGGAUAUUUUUUAUGUAAUUGCUGUCAUACUAUAAUUUCUGUGAAGUUCUACUCUAUAGAAACAUAAACACUAGCAAUAUCUAACAUGAGGCAGAUGUUAAAGCUUCCCUGUACAGAAUAAGAAACUUGGUAUAAUAGUGACAAAAGGAGUUGAUUGGGAUAA
Messenger RNA from Macadamia integrifolia, 1893 nucleotides. Its product is annotated as serine incorporator 3-like. The coding region runs from base 412 to 1647 and encodes 411 amino acids. NCBI's taxonomy places the organism in Eukaryota, Viridiplantae, Streptophyta, Magnoliopsida, Proteales, Proteaceae. The record is from RefSeq and is a predicted model, not a curated record. Gene Ontology annotation, cellular component: membrane. The transcript is spliced from 6 exons.